UUAUUUAUUAUACAAUGUAAGAUUAACUUAUUCAAUAUGAACCUGUAUAUCUAAAUUAUGCCUUCUCUACUCGCUGGUUUGUGCCCGGCAUUAACCCAGGAUGUUAUCGUUAAACUGGAAAGCAAAGGAAUAAAAGAAGUUCUUGAUUUUGUGGCAAUUGAUCCUGAAAGAAUAACUGCGAUGUGUGGAAUCCCAUAUAAGAAAGUUAUGUCAAUCCGUCGCGUUCUCCUCGCUCAAUAUUCCUCCUUCCCUGUCAACGGACUCGACCUCUUCCACGAGACGAUGGGCACGCUCGCUGUCCUCCCAACUGGAUGCGAGAGUCUCGAUGAUCUUCUGGAUGCGGGGAUCUACACGGGGGAAGUAACAGAGAUCGUUGGGCCGUCUUCAUCUGGAAAGACACAGCUGUGUGAAACAUUUGCGGUCAACGUGGCGGCUUCAUUCGAUCAGAACGUGAUUUACAUCGAUACGGCUGGUGGUUUCUCUGCUGUAAGGGUGGGAGAAAUAUUUAAGAAAAGAUUUUCUUCCCACAAUACAUCAGCAACAUUAUCUCGAAUCCGAGUCUCGCGAUGUUUUGAAGUUUCAGAACUUCGUGAAACACUUGAUCUUGUACGGCGUAAAAUGUCGGCACAAGACGAAACUUUUUUCUCAUCCCUAAAAGUUGUGAUCAUUGAUUCAGUGACUUCAUUACUUUCAACUGUCCUUUAUAACGGGACCUUCGUGGAAGGCAUGGCAUCUCUACAAAGCAUUGGUCGACAACUGAAUGCUCUUGCUAAAGACUUUGCUCUAGCUGUUGUCAUCACAAAUGACAUGGUAACUGGGCCUCAGGAUAAAACAGGUCAGUUCAGUCGCAAACCAGCACUUGGUAGGGUCUGGACGUUUGUUCCAAGUGUUCGAGUACAACUACAACCACAUAUUGCUCCUUGUCUCCACCAUGUGGGUGUGAAUAAAAUACUUGCUAGACUUACAAAGUCCACACGAUGUGGCUAUAGAGCUACAUCAUGUGUUAUUACAUCAUCUGGUAUUGAGUCAGAAAAGCCAAGUUGAAAAUAAACAUUUUUCUGUAUUAUCAUUACCUUUAUAAACUAAUAUAUUGUUCACAUUAUGUUCUUGCUUUAGUUGACGAGCAACAAGUCUUGUCUUUACAUUAAACUGUUAUUUAUCUCAUAUAUGACAUGAUAUACAAAUAAAGAAUG
This is a messenger RNA of Ciona intestinalis (vase tunicate), 1193 nucleotides long. NCBI's taxonomy places the organism in Eukaryota, Metazoa, Chordata, Ascidiacea, Phlebobranchia, Cionidae. The record is from RefSeq and is a predicted model, not a curated record.